Molecule: messenger RNA, 1411 nt
Organism: Brassica rapa (field mustard)
Lineage: Eukaryota; Viridiplantae; Streptophyta; Magnoliopsida; Brassicales; Brassicaceae
Product: protein LURP-one-related 9
Source: RefSeq, a predicted model, not a curated record
GGCUUCGGCUAUUAACGACCCCAUAUUUUAAGGCCUUUAUUGGCCCAGUGAUAGAGCCGGACGAGUUGGUUAAACCAGCUUUCUACCCCUUACUAGCAGAAAUAAUUGACUAAACCAUUCCACGUUCAUCAACAACGUAUCAUGUAGGCAACUGAUUUGCUGAUGAAGUUAAUCUGGUGAAGACAGUUUGACGUCACAAUUUAAGAAACUAAAAUAAAAGAGUAUAUAUUUUAUUUUAGUCAAUGAAGAAAACUGGCUAUGAACAGAGAUGGAUAUGGACAUGAUCAAGAAGCUUAUUAGAAAACUAAUUUAAACAUACAUUUUCCCUCUUCGUGUCACAUUCAUAAGCCCUGAAAAAAAUACUUCAACAAAGAGAAUAAAUGAAUAAUCAUUGUUUCCUUCUACAAGCAAUCUAAGAACCGCGUCAAGUCGACUUUCUACUUUUAUUUUCUUUAUUUACUUAAUAAAUAAAAAAAUUGUUGAAAGAUCAAAGAGAGUGCUAUCCCUUUGAUAUACGGAUCCAUCUUAGUUUUCUUGUAUCAGACACAGACUUGUUCAAAAGAAUAUUGACAUUUUGUUUAAAUAAUUAUGGUGAGUGUUGUGGGAGAAAUGUUUUGUAAUCCUUACACGACCGAGUUGGUGGUGAGAAGGCGGCGUGAGAGCCUCAAAAGGGAUCGUUUUGACGUCUUCGAUCUAUCGGACAAUCUCAUCUUCACCAUCGACGGUGGUACAUGGAACAUCCGCCGUAAACGUGUCCUCCGUGACGCCACCGGUCUUCCUCUUCUCUCCAUGCGCACCAAGGGUAUUGUAACAAUGAGAUACAAAUGGGAAGUGUACAAAGGAGAAAGCACAGAAUCCGAGGAUCUUCUUUUCUCAGUAACGGAACCAAAUCUAUUCUCCUUCAGAACAUCACUUGAUGUCUCUUUGCCGACACAACAACCUUCCACGGACAUUAGUAGUACUAUCGAGCCAGAUUUUAGAACUUAUGGUCGUUACAUUGGUUCUUCUUUCAAACUCUUUGAACCAAUUCAUAAUACUCUUCUUGCUGAGGUGGUUCAUAAUUUCUCAUGGGGAGGACUUAUAAUAGGGAAGUACAGCUUCAAAGUGAGAGUUAAUCCAUAUGUGGAUUUCGCAUUUGUCAUCGCGUUACUUGUAAUUGCAGAUGAUACAUCCAAUCUACGUUAGAGAAGUUUCUACAUAUCUUAGCUGGUGUCUACAUAUCUUAGCUGGGUUAAGAAUAAGAUCAGAAUGGGCUGUAAAUUAGUAAUCAUACAUCGGUAUCAGAUAUUCAGACUGUAUAUUGUUGACUCUUUCUUUUUGAGUACUUGAGGCUUGUCUACAUUUGAAACAUAUUACCACUUGUUUAUAGUCUUUAGACAUUUACAAGAAACUGAUAGAAAUCACUUCAAUA